Molecule: messenger RNA, 1446 nt
Organism: Diversispora eburnea
Lineage: Eukaryota; Fungi; Glomeromycota; Glomeromycetes; Diversisporales; Diversisporaceae
Source: the annotation of a GenBank genome assembly
AUGCACCAAUACUUUGAUCGCAAGCCGUUGAAAUGGAAUAUUGAGGACUUUUUAAAAGAAUGCGCAUCGAAAACAAUGAGAGCGAAUCUUCUAAUACCGAGCCACGAAGCUAGUAUUGAAGCACAGGGCGAUAAAAUUGAUUGCAAACUUGCUAAUAAAUGUGGGUUUAGUUGCAAAUCAGAAAAAAAACCAUCGAUUAAUAUUCAAAAUACAUUUACGGGAGGUUCUCAAACAAUUGGAACUGUCAAUGACAGAACAUUCAUUACUGAAUUGUCCACAUCGAAAAAAAGAAGUCAAGAGGAGGAUAAUGAAAUUUCAACCAGGCAGAUUAAACCACGCAAAACGGAAAGUGGGGAAACAAUUCUUAAUUACUGUGAACUUUCUGACAAAAAAGAAAAUGAAAUUAAGUCAGAUCUUGAAAAUUCAUUUAAUAAAGAAUACAAUAAAAUGAAAAAUCAUCUAAAGUGGAAACUCAAAUCCACUGGUAGAGUUGUAGAAGAUACCUUAUAUGAAUGCAUGUCUGAUUUUACAUCAGAACACUUAAUUCAUUCAUUUACUAUAGACAUAGAUGAUCCAAUAAUCAAAGGAAUCUUUUAUCCUCAGGAAUUACAGGAAAUUGCUAAAACAAAUGUCAAAGAAGAUCCAGACUUAAGCUCCAAACUAUAUGAAAAUCUAGAAUUUUUUUGUAAUAAGAAAAACAAUGAAAAAAUUGAUCAAGAAGAAUACGACUUUGAAGUGGAUACCCUUAAGUAUUCAGUUCAUAGCCUGGCACGACAAUAUGAACGUAAUCCAAGUGCUUUCUCUUUGGACCAUUAUGAAGCUUGGUAUAAUGUUAAUGUCUGGGGUCCCAUUGUUGAUAGAACCUUUGAUGAUAUACCAAAUGUUGACAUUGCUCGGGGUGAAUCAUCAAGCCAUGCAAGUUCCGAUCGAAAAAACAGAAACCGUACCAUGGAUACCCGAAAAAAAUGGGUGGAAGAUGCAAUAAUUAGAAAGUUAUCAGGAGAAAUGCGACUUGAAUUCGGAGGUUCCGAAGCAGGAAAACGCUACGACUUAUGUAAAAUUACAGAUUGGGAUCCGGAAAAAAUGGAAAAAAUGGAAACAGUGGGUUAUAUUCAUGGUCUAGUUUUAAUGAUUAUGACGCUAGAUCUCCCAGCUGGUUAUGUAACUCGUAUUAAUAAAAGCGAACUCUAUCGCAUACCAGAAGAUAUUGAGUCCUUUAAUGAUGCAAUAGAAUUGAUUACAGCAGUUUGGAAGAGUAAGAUGCGAGUUGUCAAUACAAUGAUAUUAUUAAACAACAAAGAAAAAGGUGUCAUUAUUGAUCGUCUGAGGAACGUGUCGACAAUUAAAAGAAAUAAGAAUAGUCACACUAACCAAAUCAAUAAAAUCAAAAAAAUUCUUCCAGAGAAUCAAACAACACCAGAAAAGGCUAAAAAAAAAGAUCGUUAG